AUGCCUAACAUAGAUCAACUGGUUGAUAGCUUAUCUGGUUUCCAAAUAUUGUCCUUAAUGGAUGCUUAUUCAGGGUAUAAUGAAAUUCUGUUACACCCAGAAGACCAGGAAAAGACUACCUUCAUCGCAGAAAAGGCGAACUACUAUUACAAUGUGAUGCCCUUUGGAUUGAAAAACUCAGGGGCCACCUACCAAAGAAUGAUGAAUCAGGUGUUCGCGGACCAACUAGGUAAGAGUGUUGAGGUGUACAUAGAUGACAUGAUUGUCAAGUCGACCAAUUCGGCAGUACACAUUGAAGAUCCGGAGCAUACCUUUGAAAAACUAAGACGAUACAACAUCCGGUUGAACCCAGCCAAAUGUGCUUUCGGGGUCCUUGCAGGAAAAUUUCUGGGGUUUAUGUUGACUCACAGAGGCAUCGAAGCUUACCCGAAUAAGUGUCGAGCAGUGCUGGAAAUGAAGGCCCCGGCAAACAAGAAAGAGAUACAGCAAUUAACAGGAAGGCUAACCUCCCUCACUAGAUUUUUACCUCGAUCUGCAGAAACAGAACAACCUUUCUUCAAGCUACUUCGGAAGGAGGUUCAAUAUGGGUGGAGUUCGGAGUGUGAGGCCGCAUUCCAAGAAAUUAAGAAGCAACUGGCUUCACCACCAGUGUUGACCAGACCAAGAGAAGGGGAGGCAUUGAUAAUAUACCUCUCUGUGGGAGAUGUAGCUGUCAGUUCGGUCCUAGUUCAAGAAAACGAAGAAGGACAACAACCGAUCUACUUCGUGGGCCGUCUCUUGCAGGGUGCGGAACUCAAGUACCAAAAGUUAGAAAAGGCUGCAUUUGCCCUGUUGAUCUCGGCUAAGAGGCUCAGAGCAUAUUUUCAGGGACACCAAAUUGUGGUUAGGUCGGACCUGCCAAUCCGGCAUAUCCUUCACAAGCCUGAUUUAGCAGGAAGAAUGAUGGCUUGGGUUGUCGAGCUAUCAGAAUUUGAUAUAAUGUUUGAAAGUCGUAAAGCAAUCAAGUCCCAAGCAUUGACAGAUUUUAUCAGGGAGCUUACUUCGAUCCAAAUGGAAGCUUCAAGCAACCCAGACACAUGGAAGGUAUAUGUGGAUGGGUCUUCUAACCCCAAAGGCAGAAUACGAGGCUUCAUAGCCGGAUUGCAUCAGGCUAAGGAUCUCGGAGCUCGGAAGCUACAGGUGUAUAGUGACUCUCAAUUGGUUACUUCCCAAAUUGAAGGGAGCUAUCAAGCCAGAGGACCACUGUUGACUAAGUAUUUAGACUCUGCGAGGCAGUUAAUUGCAGAGUUCGAGAAGGUAGAGGUCAGCCAUAUUCCAAGAAAUGAAAACAGCAGGGCGGACAUAUUGUCUAAGUUGGCGAGCACCAAGGGAUGGGGAAAUCACAGGACGGUAGUUGAACAAAGUAUCCCAGAACCCACAUAUGUUAUGCAGAUAUCAGAAAAAGAUGACUGGCGUUACCUUAUCAUCGAUUACUUGGAAAAUGGAACCUUGCCCAUCGCUAAAGAAGAAUCUAGGAAAUUAAUUAAGGAUGCAGCAUCAUACACCAUGAUGGAAGGGCAGCUUUACAAGAAAAGGAUCUUUUCGCCCCUGUUGAAGUGCUUGAUUAUGGAUGAGGCCAAAUAUGUCCUGACCGAAAUCCACGAAGGAAUCAACGGCCAACAUAUUGGAGCGGAAGGGCAGUUGAGGUGGCUGAUAGUGACCAUUGAUUACUUCACUAAGUGGAUAGAAGCAGAACCGGUUGCAACGAUCACCUCGGCUCGAGUUCAGCGUUUCUUUGAGAGAAACUUGAUUUGCAGGUUUGGAAUUCCAGCCAAGGUGGUUAUUGACAACGGGACCCAGUUCACGAGUAAAGCAUUCCAGGAAUUGAUGGCAAACCUCCACAUUAGACAUCGAUUUGCAUCCGUAGAGCAUCCUCAGACUAAUGGGAAAGCAGAAGCAGCAAAUCAAGUUAUCAUAGAAGGACUGAGAAAGAGGAUAGACCAAUCUGCUAAAGGGAAGUGGGUUGAAGAGUUGUGGUAUGUCCUCUGGAGAUACAGAACCACGAUGCAAACGUCUACUGGAGAAAGUCCAUUUAGAUUAACCUAUGGAUGCAAGGCCAUGAUCCCGGUGGAAUUGGGAGAACCUUCAUGGAGAAGGGUGCAAGCCUUAUCUCAAGCAGAAGAAGAGAAUAGUAAAAAAUUAGCGGUGGAGCUAGAUUUGAUAGACGAAGCUCGAGUUAUAGCGCAUUGCAAAAACUUUGCUGCAAAAUAG
This is a messenger RNA of Gastrolobium bilobum, 2250 nucleotides long. RefSeq lists its product as uncharacterized. NCBI's taxonomy places the organism in Eukaryota, Viridiplantae, Streptophyta, Magnoliopsida, Fabales, Fabaceae. Gene Ontology annotation, molecular function: RNA-DNA hybrid ribonuclease activity; nucleic acid binding. Gene Ontology annotation, biological process: DNA integration. The transcript has 3 exons. The coding region runs from base 1 to 2250 and encodes 749 amino acids. The record is from RefSeq and is a predicted model, not a curated record.